Messenger RNA from Telopea speciosissima, 643 nucleotides. RefSeq lists its product as uncharacterized. Lineage: Eukaryota; Viridiplantae; Streptophyta; Magnoliopsida; Proteales; Proteaceae. The record is from RefSeq and is a predicted model, not a curated record. The transcript is spliced from 2 exons. Bases 54 to 512 code for a protein of 152 amino acids.
GGUUACAUGAAACCACAGAAGCGUCGAACAUCUACGAUGUCAAUGAACUACGCAUGGACCUACAUACAACCCUUGGCACUGCUAAAUGGCAGUUGGAGGAGUUUGCACGGGCAGUCAACUCGAGCUAUGUUGAGAGCUCUAGCUCGGCCGAAGAUGGGAGAAUCAAACACCACCAAUAUAUUGUUGCUAUUGAGUUUCUGAUUUCUACGGUUGAGAAUUCAUUGAAGGAGUCAGUCGUCGCGAAAGGCAAGUCGACGUUGCCUUGGGUUCGUUUGGAUGAAGGUGAACGGGAUGAGCUCGCCUUGUUUCUCUCAGGACCUUUGGUAGACAUGGCCACUCCCUCUGCUACGAUUCUUGCUAGGGGGAAUUUGCAGGGAGCGCGUGGAGAAACAGUGUCAAGUUGUUCGAAGAAUUCUGCGCAUUCAGCCGAGUGGGGUUCACAAGAGAAUAAGGAGGAGAGAUUUCACGGACAUCAGAGGACUGCAAGUGCCAGUGCUGAAAUUGAUACCUAGAAAAUUACAGUUGCUGAAGAGAAUUCCCAAAGGAGUUCUUCUGAUGUCAUGUAUGAUCUUCCUCCUCCUAGGAGAUUCAGUUUUUCAGGGCUGCUCGAAGCCAUGGAGCCCAUUCCCAAGCUGAAUUAGUC